Molecule: messenger RNA, 433 nt
Organism: Kogia breviceps (pygmy sperm whale)
Lineage: Eukaryota; Metazoa; Chordata; Mammalia; Artiodactyla; Physeteridae
Gene: NDUFA3
Product: NADH:ubiquinone oxidoreductase subunit A3
Cellular component (GO): mitochondrial inner membrane
Source: RefSeq, a predicted model, not a curated record
AUGAGCACGCGCGGACUCCGACUGCGGAGGCCGUGCCCAGGGACCACAACUCCCAGAGUGCUCCGCGCCCUCGCCACCGCAGCCGCCGCAGCCGCCGCCGCCGUUGCCGAGACCAAGAUGGCCGGGAGAAUCGCCGCCUUUCUCAGGAAUGUCUGGGCCAAGGAGCCGGUGCUAGUGGCAUCCUUCACCAUCGGGGGUCUCGCUAUAAUUCUGCCUGCGCUCAGCCCCUACACCAAGUACUCCAUCAUGAUCAACGAGGCCACACCCUACAACUACCCAGUGCCCCUCCGAGACGACGGGAACAUGCCUGACGUGCCCAGCCACCCCCAGGACCCCCAGGGCCCAAGCCUGGAGUGGCUGAAGGAACUGUGAGCUCCUCCACUGACAGGGAGAGGCCCCCUCCCUGACGGCCCCCAAUAAAAAUGUGAAAACC